Molecule: messenger RNA, 468 nt
Organism: Asparagus officinalis (garden asparagus)
Lineage: Eukaryota; Viridiplantae; Streptophyta; Magnoliopsida; Asparagales; Asparagaceae
Product: glyceraldehyde-3-phosphate dehydrogenase 2, cytosolic-like
Exons: 5
Coding region: 1-468 (155 amino acids)
Molecular function (GO): oxidoreductase activity, acting on the aldehyde or oxo group of donors, NAD or NADP as acceptor; NAD binding
Source: RefSeq, a predicted model, not a curated record
AUGUUCUGCGAGAGGUUUUCCCCAUUAUCUAUAGAAACCUACAUGUUUAAGUAUGACAAUGUCCAUGGGCAAUGGAAGCACCACGACAUCAAGAUCAAGGACUCUAACACCCUUCUCUUUGGUGAGAAGCAAGUUGCUGUAUUUGGUUGCAGGAACCCAGAGGAGAUCCCAUGGGGCAAGGCUUGUGCAGAUUUUGUUGUGGAGUCAACUGGUGUCUUCACUGACAAGGACAAGGCUGCUGCUUAUUUGAAGGGUGGUGCCAAGAAAGUUAUCAUCUCUGCACCAAGCAAAGAUGCACCAAUGUUUGUGAUGGGAGUGAACCAUAAGUCAUACACACCAGACCUUAACAUUGUCUCCAACGCUAGCUGCACAACCAACUGCCUAGCUCCUCUUGCCAAGGUUAGUGCUAAUCAAAUACAAUUGAUUGUUAAUCCAUGCUUCAGUUCUAAGUGUGGUGUUUUAUCAUGA